CCAACUAUUUAUAGCUGGUUCAACUGCUGUUUGUCACUGAGCUGUUCAACAACUCAUUCAGGUUUGAAGAUUUCGUGAACAUUUCAGAUAGAAAUGAACUUCAAGUGGUUCUGGCUCCUGGCCAUUGUCCUGGUCUUAGGAUUCGCCAGUUUUGCAGAUGCCAGGGGUGGCCGUGGUGGAGGUGGCCGCGGUGGUAGAGGUGGCCGAGGAGGCCGUGGGGGCAAAGGACAAAAACGCAACUGUAACGUACCUCCUAGUCGGAGAAGAGACUGUGGAUACCCUGGAAUACCUAGAAGUACAUGUUUAAAAAGAAACUGCUGUUUCAGCAGUGCUAUCAAGAAUUCAAAAUGGUGUUUCUACCCAAAUUAGAACGAAAUGAAGGCACAGCCCAGGAACGUCCGGCAUCCCUCCAAGACAAAAACAGAAAACAAAAUGCUAGCAUAGCAGUCGCUUUCAAAAUUUCCUGCUCUCUACCCCGAUUUUCUGCUUCUUUCCUUGCCAGGGAGGUCAGUCUGCACACAACAACUGCAAAUCAUCUCCCACAAAAGCUAUAAACCAGGCAUAGGCAAACUCGGCCCCCCAUAUGUUUUGGGACUACGACUCCCAUCAUCCCCAGCUAACAGGACCAGUGGUCAGGGAUAAUGACCAAAACAUCGGGAGGGCCGAGUUUGCCUAUGUCUGCUAUAAAUGUAGCUAAUUAGUCUCAGCUCCAUAGUAUUUUUUGCCAACCUUGGCUAUUACUCUUGAGAAUGUAGAAAUGCAUUUUAUUUCCCACUAUUUGCUUUAUCUUUAUGAAACUUUAUUGCGCAUUCUGCAUAUUAAAGCAUUGCAAAAAAAUAA
Messenger RNA from Podarcis raffonei (Aeolian wall lizard), 840 nucleotides. Its product is annotated as trefoil factor 3-like. The transcript has 4 exons. The coding region runs from base 94 to 369 and encodes 91 amino acids. The record is from RefSeq and is a predicted model, not a curated record. Lineage: Eukaryota; Metazoa; Chordata; Lepidosauria; Squamata; Lacertidae.